This is a messenger RNA of Racocetra fulgida, 146 nucleotides long. NCBI's taxonomy places the organism in Eukaryota, Fungi, Glomeromycota, Glomeromycetes, Diversisporales, Gigasporaceae. The record is from the annotation of a GenBank genome assembly.
AUGACUAAAGACAUUCCAAUUAAACUUGUUAAUAUAAACACAAAAAUAGAUAGCUUGGAAAUUGUUGAAGAUGAUGUUGAAGACAUUAAAAAAGAUAUUGAAAAAGGGUCUAAUAAUAUAGAUUAUAAUAAAGAUCUAAACUGUGG